CGUGUUCUCUUGGUAGGGUUUGUGGUCUACUGAACAGGACUGAAAUACAGUUACAAAGUUUGCGCAUUAUCGUUUGCUGACGUGGUUUUCAUCUCGCGACCCGCGGUGAUAUAUUGAUAUUGAAUAGUUCAUCCGUUUUUCCUCACGGAGCGCCCUUGACGUGCGCAUAUCUUGCGCAGCGCUCGCUGAUCUGCUGAAAACGAAAUACUUUUGCUGCUGUGGGAUGUGGUCAGAUUUUUUUUCGUCAAAUACAACGUGCAUAUUUCUGACCUUGCAGUGGGUGUGUGAAAAAUAUGGCUUCAUGUGACUGCGUUUCCGUUGCAUGCUUGCUUCCGCAAUUACUAAAGACAAGCGCAGAGAUGCAGAUGUGAGGCACUUUGCUUCUCCGAAGAGACCAAGCCAGAAGAACCUUCCCACAAACCGAUGUAAUGAACUAAUGUGAACUUCACAGAGGAGCGGAGGGCGCGAUCCUGGCUGCUGGGCGAUCAUGUUAAGAUGCUGGUCUUUGGUCGUCCGUCCGUUCUGCUCUGUCACGCUGUGGUAUCGAUACUGGUGGUCCUGCUUUUAGCUUCUGGACAUCCACAGGCCUUUUCCUGCAGACUCAUUCAAAGCACAGCUUUGUGCAACAACUGUCAGCUCUCCACAGUACCAACCCAUUUACCACAGCAAACCGAGGAGAUCUUUUUAGACAGGAACCUUCUAAAAAUUUUACAGGAUGGUUGCCUCUCGAGAUAUCCUACUCUUCGAACCUUCAGCUGCGCAAACAAUCAUCUCAGAACAGUUGAGGAGAACGUAUUCUCAGAAUCACCUCUUAUGGAAAACCUCAACUUUGCAGACAAUGAGCUUCAAUAUGAACACAAGCAGGUGGCCCAGUCUUUAAGCUCUCUGACCCAACUAAAGACUCUUGAUCUUUCCGGUAAUGGCCUCACGGAGGACAUGGUGUCCUUGCUCGUACAGAAUCUGUCCUCUCUUGAGACACUUUACUUGUCGAGGAACGCCAUGUUGAGAUUAGACGAGUCAACGUUUAAAGGCCUUCAUCAGCUUAAAGAGCUGAAUGCAGAGAGAAACUUGUUGUUUGAGAUUGACGGUGCUUUUGAUCACAUGAGAAAACUCGAGAGGUUGAAUUUGGCGUUCAACUGCUUGCCAUGUUUGGUCAAUUUUGAGAUGACUCAGUUGCGGGUCUUAAACGCAAGCCACAAUUCCAUUGAAUGGUUCAUAACCAAUCAGAAUAUAAAUGAGACAUUUCAACUGGAGACGCUGGAUUUGUCCGAUAACCAUUUGCUCUUCUUUCCGUUCCUCCCGACACGAAACCACAUCCAGACUUUGAUUUUGUCCAGUAAUUUAAUAGACUUUUACCAAGGCUUUUCAAAUGACUCGUCUUUAAACUGGACCACCAGUGUUGAAUACUACAAUCUUGGACAGAAUGUGGGGAACAUAACGGCGGAUCUCUGGAGCGAAAGCCUCCACGGAGAUCUCUCCCAUGUGAAGCUCCUGGACUUGAGCGAGAACAAGGUGAACUACUUUCCUGAGGGAUUUAUUCAACGGAUGCCACGUUUGUACUGGCUGAAGCUGAGAAGCAACUGCUUGCAGUCAUUCAGUCUGACACCUGAAGAUCUACCGGUCACCGUAUAUGAACUGGACGUUAGCAAAAACAGGCUAACCGAGCUCAGAACAAGCCAACACUCCAUCAGCGAGUUAAACAACCUCACACAUCUGAAUCUGAGUGCCAAUGACCUACAAAACCUUCCACCCAGGAUAUUUUCCAGUCUACCAAGUCUGACGACAGUUGACCUCAGUCAUAACCAGGUAGGCGUAUGUAAUUCUGAAGAAUCAGAAUACACAAGCUCUUCAGAAUGUGUUGCGUGGUCCAACGUGGUUUCAUUGAAACACCUCUACCUUUCAGACUGUAGCAUUGAAAAUAUCCCAUCUUCAGCAUUUAAGGGUUUGGCCCUCACACACCUUGAACUCUCCAAUAAUCCUUAUCUGCAGAUAAAACAGGAAUCUUUGGCAAGUCUCAGUAGCACUUUGAAGCAUUUGGGACUUGGCAACACAGGUCUCCGAGACUUUGACUUCUCUCCGUACAGCCGUUUGAAGUCUUUAAACAUCUCGAAAAACUCAAUAUCAGAGCUUCCUGCAUCACUGAUGUCAUUAAACCUAAAUCUUCUGGACCUGAGGGAUAAUAUGUUGACUACUAUUCCAGCAGAACACGCUGCCAUGUUGGCUCAGAGACUGCAAGCCGUUUAUAUGAAUGGAAAUGCCUUUAAUUGCUGCCAUUUGGACUGGUAUAAGACGUUCGGGGAGUAUAAAGACAUCAAUGUUGUUGAUCUCUCCGAAAUUAUAUGUUUGGAUUUAAACCACAGGUGGCAUAAAGUUGUGCUCUUUGACGCAGUCCAGUGUGGUAACUUAAACUAUGAGGAAUCAAUCGUGUGGUACAUUCUCCUCUGCGCAUCAGUCAGCCUUUCCAUUGUGGGCAUCUCUGUUAUUUACCUGCUUACUUUCAAGCCUAAAAUGUUGCCUCGUGUUAUUAAGAAGAGGUGCUGGAGGCCCACUUCCUAUUGAGAAACAUGCAGUUGUAAAGCUAAUGUAAUGUGACUGUUAAAAUGCGCUACUUACAAACUACUGGAACAGGAAUAGGACACUGUAUUGACCUCAGAGUUAGGCCACAUUGGUCUGUGAAUGUGUAUAUAAUAUGAAUGUAUAUAAUUUCAUGCUCAUUAAAGUUUGUGUUUAUUAGACAUUACAUUUUUUUCCAAAUGU
Molecule: messenger RNA, 2757 nt
Organism: Triplophysa rosa
Lineage: Eukaryota; Metazoa; Chordata; Actinopteri; Cypriniformes; Nemacheilidae
Gene: nrros
Product: negative regulator of reactive oxygen species
Exons: 3
Coding region: 496-2559 (687 amino acids)
Cellular component (GO): extracellular matrix
Molecular function (GO): protein binding
Source: RefSeq, a predicted model, not a curated record